AUGUACAAACGCCUCGCAAGCUCGGCCAAACAUGUCAGCAUUCAAUUACUGGAGGAACAUAUUUGCACCUCGAGACGGAAGGAGUGGAGAGGCAAGACAAAGGAAGGCGACAUGGCAGCCCAAGCCCUCGUGAUGGAACAAAUGAUUGAAUCACCUUUGCCGUCACACCUCACAGUCCAAACCACAUGGAUUAACACAGUAGUGUUGCCCCCCCCUCCCCCCUACAAGUUCAAUGGGGACCCUACUGACACAACGACCGUAGCCGGUUAG
This is a messenger RNA of Cantharellus anzutake, 270 nucleotides long. RefSeq lists its product as uncharacterized. The coding region runs from base 1 to 270 and encodes 89 amino acids. The transcript is spliced from 2 exons. The record is from RefSeq and is a predicted model, not a curated record. Lineage: Eukaryota; Fungi; Basidiomycota; Agaricomycetes; Cantharellales; Hydnaceae.